Molecule: messenger RNA, 2109 nt
Organism: Saprolegnia parasitica CBS 223.65
Lineage: Eukaryota; Oomycota; Saprolegniomycetes; Saprolegniales; Saprolegniaceae
Exons: 10
Coding region: 37-2094 (685 amino acids)
Biological process (GO): microtubule-based movement
Molecular function (GO): ATP binding; microtubule binding; microtubule motor activity
Source: RefSeq, a predicted model, not a curated record
CCAAAAUCGAACGUUCGUCUGCGCGGUCGGGCGUCGAUGGCCGAGCACCCGCGGGCCCUCUCACUGGCCCUCGCCGCAGACCGCAAGCCUCCGACGAUGCGUCUGCAGAGAGAGCUACGACGGCCCGCGAUGCGCCUGCCCUUUGACGACGAGCUCCUCGAGACGCGCCAGGCACGGACGCCGACCGCCGACGUUCGACCCAAGUCGCGACUGCGCGUGCCCACAAAGUACCGCGGCCGAGCACUGGAGGCAACGACGACGCACAAGCAGCCACGACCAGCUGCUUCAUCCCGGGGUCUGUCCGAGGACGACGAGGAGCCAUCCAUAUUUGGCUCGUCCCACAGCCCUGCAUGGACCAAGAUGCGCGCAUCAUCGCCGACAGCGUCGCCUUUGACGUCGACUGAUCUCUCGGACGACGGCGACAUGUUUUCCCCGAGUCUCCGGUCGUUGUCUUCGUUGUCACAGGCCGCGUCGGACGACCGGUUCGAGAUGGCGCGCCGCCGCAAGAGCAACAACAACGACGACGAUGACGACGAUUGCACGCAACGUUCGGCUUCUCGUCUUCAGCAACGAGUGCUGCUCACGCCGAGACGGUCCAUGGGCCGUACGACGCCCGCGACGCUGUCCCCUGCGAGCUCGCCAGAGCCAUCACCGCCGCUUCGCACCUCGGUCUUUCGCCGUCCGGUCGCUCCACCAUCGCCGAUCUCGCGGUCAACAGAGAAGCUGCUGCUGGCGCGCGUGCACUAUUUAACCGAAGCGCUUGUGAGUGCCAACCAGUACCACAAGAAGACGCAAGAGCACUUGGCAUGGGCGCUGCAGUCGAUGGCGCCACCCGACCCGCCGACGCAUCGUCGGCAUCCGCCUCAGCAUGACGUAGGUCGUCUGUCGGCGCUAUCAGACUGCGUCUCGGCGCUGCAUGCCGACCAAUGCGAGCUCAAACAGACCUUCCAAGCGCAUGUCGCCGCGUUUACAAACGAUUUUGAUCGGCUGCGCCGACUGGUUACCCAGCAGCACGACAAUGCGCUGGAGCAGAGCUCAAGCGUGCGCUCGCUGCAGUCCCAGUACGCUGCACUGCUUCACGAGCGCAAAAUGCUGCACAAUACCAUCCAAGAGCUCCGCGGCAACAUUCGCGUGUACUGCCGCAUCCGCCCUGUCGCUGGCCGGCUUGGCGUGCGAGUCGAUUCAACCGAAGCGCUCACCGUCAAGACCGACGACGUGGCCGAGACGACCUUUUCCGUCGACCGGAUUUUUGACCAGCGCGCGUCCCAGCGAGACGUCUACUGCGAGAUCGCACCGCUCGUCACGUCGGCGCUCGAUGGCUACAACGUGUGCAUCCUAGCCUAUGGCCAAACGGGGUCGGGCAAGACGCACACGAUGCUCGGCGACGUACGCAGCGCCGAGACAAGCGGCAUCUCAAUCCGCGUGUUUGAGCAGCUGUUUGAGCUCAACAGCAGUGGCGCGACUCAAGUCGAUCUCUCGGUCGUUGAGAUUUACAACGAAAAGCUCGUCGACCUCCUCGUACCUGGACAGCCCAAGCUCGAUAUUCACAUGGACAAGAAAGCGGGUGUCUCGGUGCCCAACCGCCGCUGGAUUUCCAUGACGUCGGUGCGUCAGUGCGUGCAAACCAUGGACCGAGCGCUGCGACACCGCGCCGUGGGCGCCAACGACCUCAACGACGCAAGCAGCCGAUCGCACUGCAUCACGUCGGUGCGGAUACGACGGCAACAUGCGUCGCAGACGACCGAGUCCAAAAUGCAUCUCGUCGACCUCGCGGGUUCGGAGCGCCUCGGGACGUCCAACUCGCAUGGCGAUCGGCGCACGGAGGCGCAGCACAUCAACAAGUCGCUGAGUGCGCUUCGGCACGUGCUCUUGCAGCUCAAGAACCAAGACGCGUACGUCUCGUACCGCAACAGCAAGCUCACCAUGCUGCUGCAAGACGCGAUCGGUGGGCACGCCAAGACGCUCCUGCUUCUCUGCGUCAACCCGCUCGCGACCAACGCGCUCGAAACGAAGUGCUCGCUCGUCUUUGGAGAGCGUGCGAACGCCGUCGAGCUUGGCAAGGCCAAGCAACACGUGACGCGCAAGCCGACUUAAUCAUUCUUCGUUCGC